UUAGCAGUUAUCUUUCACGAAAUAUAAUAAGAAAAAUGAAUAUCCUUCUUGGAACUCUGCUUCCUGCCCUUGUGAUUUUCGUCAAUUUCAGUGAUGGAACUGAUGAUCUAUCACAUGGAGGUCAAAGAUCUAGCAAGGACUGGGAACGCAAUAGAUUGUGGAAUCAAAGUGGAGGUUAUGGGAUACCGCCAUUAAAACGAACAUCAAGAGAGCCCAUAGAAUAUAACUUUUUUGGAACUGGCAACGUUGAAAGUUCAAGUUCUACAACUCCACAUGGAGGUUCUCAUAUGCCAAUAUUCGCUCAAACACUAGGACCGUCGCAACAAACCCAGGACUUUGCUGGAAGUUCUAUCCAUACAACGUCAUAUCCUAAAAAUGGGCGUAGAGGUUCUCAGAUUCCACUAUUCGCUCAAACACCAGGACAGUCGCAACAAACUCAGGACUUUACUGGAACUUCUAGCCAUCUAGCUUCAGUUGCUGGCCAUUCAGUUUUAGGGUCUACCCAGCCAUCUUCAGGUUCUAAAUAUAAAAAAUCAAAAGCUCCAAUGCCAGGGUCUUUAGCGUAUCUGCAAUCAUCGCAUCUUUAUGAACCGUCACCAGAAAGUCUACUAAAAAGACAGCGGCACCGUCACGACCACAUUAAUCCAAAUAUAGAUGCUGAAAGGCUUCAAAUACAUCGAGCAGGGCUCAGCCGUACCGACGGUAAAGCUUCUGGUUCUGGCGAUAAAGUUUUGAGUUCUACAAUUCAAAAUGCAGCUACAACACAUCCAGGAUACUUUAAUGCUUCAACAGGGCUGUCAUUGUCAACAGGGCAUAUGCCUGGAGGUUUUAAGAGGCAGAAAUCACCUAAGACAUCAACAGAACUUGUAGAACACGACUUCUUUGCAAUUGGUAAUAACACUGCAUCAAGUUCUACAACAUCACAUGCAGCUACACCGCAUCAAGGACACUCCGACGCUUCCACAGGGCUGUCAUUGUCAACAGGACAGACGGGAUUAAAAGCUGAAAAACCUACCAGACAACAUGAUCGAUCUUUCGGUUAUUUAAGACACAAAGUUUUUGUGUGGGAUGAUCGGAAUAGAAUGCCUAUCUAUAUGGAGUUAGCAAGAGGGAAUACAAAACCAACUGAACGCGAUCUUAAAUCUUCCACGAUUGACGAAUAUCUGGCGCUUGAAAAAGGCGUAGGCUAUUUUAUUGUGACCUGGUUGGUUAGUGCCCACGGGGGGAAACUUCUUAUGGCAGUUAGAAAUGAACCAGACUUCAACUAUCAUCCAGAUUCUGAAAUCCCCAUGGGAAUGGAACAUGCCGGCACGCACCAGAUGUUUGGCAAAGUCGUUGAUACGUAUUACGAUAAGGAGAAGAAUAUUUACCACUCUCGAUUUAAAAAAUACAAUAUAAUUCCAAAUCCGAUUGAACUUUUAAAAUACCAGAUUGAUGUAAAAGUUAAGGAAUAUGGUGACAUAAAAGUGAUAUAUUAUAAACUGAAGAACGAGGGCCCCGUUAUAGGAUUGAAGUGA
Messenger RNA from Belonocnema kinseyi, 1517 nucleotides. RefSeq lists its product as uncharacterized. The transcript is spliced from 13 exons. The record is from RefSeq and is a predicted model, not a curated record. Lineage: Eukaryota; Metazoa; Arthropoda; Insecta; Hymenoptera; Cynipidae. The coding region runs from base 36 to 1517 and encodes 493 amino acids.